AUGGAAAAAGCAACAGUUAUGGAAACCUCUAAUGGUAGCUUAUCUCAAAAAACAUACAGUUCAAGAGACGAGGAUUUAUCUGUGUGCUCUUAUAAUAGACCAGAUAAAGCCGUUAAUAGUGGCGACCAUGCAGUUGAUGGGUGCACCAUAGUUGACGAGAUUGGCAUUUUCGAUGCCCGUAAGUACUUCAAUGAAUCAAGUAACAUAGAGGCUGAGAAAGUAAGCUACUAUAGUAGAGUAUCCCCUGUGAAAAAUGUCAAUGCUAUGAAUCUGGAGCGUAAUUCGGAGCGAUCUGAUCUCUCUGCCGCUCCCAGAAGAUUCUCUUCAGCUUCAUCCUCUGUGGAUGGCAAUAUUAAUGCCAGAAACUACAUGGCUCGUGCCGCGGCAACUCCAACAGCUUCAUCCGAAGCAAGUUGGAACAGCAAGACUGGUCUCUUGUCCAAUCCUCCCUGUGCAAUUCCAGUUUCCAUGCGCAAUGCUCAGAAAAAAACUAGUAGUAGAUGGCUUUUCUGCAGAAAAUGCCCUUGUACAGGGAAAAAAUCUGUUCAAGUCCAAGAAAAAGCCCAUCUGCCAGCACCAACACCAUCAUCAUUGCACAAACAUUGUCACAGUAGUAGUACAAGUGCAAUGAAUCCCAAAAGGCAGACCCCCCAUAAAACCAGGUCAGAUAAUAUGUGGGUCAACACACCAAGUUUUUUUCCUCUACAAAUGCAGGGGCAGCAUAGUGUAGUAAGAGCCUCGGGAAAGCCCUUUAUUAAUACCGAUCAUAGUGCUAAUAACUUCACCUUUCCCAUACUAAAUCCAUCGUCAUCAUCAUCGUCGUCACUAAAAGCAAGACUACCAGCUCGUCAUGAAUCAUCAUCUAUCUCUACUAUUCAGACAAUUAGUAAGAGUUUUACAUUGGCAACCAGUCCCAACAAAUCAUCAAUUAUGAUAGAUGAUGAAGAAGUGGCAAGCGACGCAAGCUCCGACCUGUUUGAGAUAGAGAGCUUCUCAACAACAAAAACAACGAAGCACAGAGAUUCUCAAGACGAGAUCGUCAAUGCCAAGGGGUCUAAUAAUUACUUGUUGUAUAGUACUAGGCGUGAGGAGCCAAAUGAAAUUGCAGUUGCACCUACAGAUGUAGAGUGGUAUGAGGCAAGUGAGGCUAGCAUUGAUUGGAGUGUUACAACAGCUGAAGGGAUGUCAGUUGCCGCAUCAGAAUUAGCGGAUGAUGACACAACCAUCAUCAGGUGCAAUCAAAAGAGCAGCAAACAAAGAUCAUCAUCAUCAUCAUCAUCUAAUAUGAAUGGGUUGUCGUUGAGUUCGAGUUGUCAAUGCGAGAAGGCAGUGAGCGUGGGACCAAAACCAGUGAAGUGCUUGUCUUCUACUAGUAAUAGUAAUCGAAGGACACAGCAACAGCAAGGAUGGUCUGCCUCUAUCAGUAAAGUCUACAUUUGA
Messenger RNA from Quercus lobata, 1440 nucleotides. It is a transcript of the gene PKS4, whose product is annotated as phytochrome kinase substrate 4. The coding region runs from base 1 to 1440 and encodes 479 amino acids. The record is from RefSeq and is a predicted model, not a curated record. NCBI's taxonomy places the organism in Eukaryota, Viridiplantae, Streptophyta, Magnoliopsida, Fagales, Fagaceae. The transcript has a single exon. Gene Ontology annotation, biological process: phototropism.